AUGGGGCUCUGGGAGGAGACGAUUCUGGAGCAGAUCGUUCCUUACAGCCAUGUACUCAUGACGGACCCGGUGGCCAAGGUGCGCGCCAAGGCCCUGCACGUGCUUGGGUGUGCUCUGACCGCGGUCACACAGCUGCCUAUCAGCCACGCAGGUCUUUUUGUCGAGUAUAUUUUCCCGCAACUCACCUCCAUGAUGAGUGGGAUGGACAAUGAACCUAUGGUUCUCCUCUCGGUUGCUCAAAACUUGGGCGUCUUGGCGACGCAGUCCCUUCGCUUUGCCGAGCUUGCCGUUGCAGCCCGGCCGACAGCGCAGGCUGGCAACACACCGAAAGCAGAG
Molecule: messenger RNA, 336 nt
Organism: Symbiodinium sp. CCMP2456
Lineage: Eukaryota; Dinophyceae; Suessiales; Symbiodiniaceae
Source: the annotation of a GenBank genome assembly